UGAUCUUGUGCUAUAUAAAACUCAAAACCCACAGGGUAAGGAGGUUAACAUCUCUAAUACAACAAUACUUUAGAAACCAAAGAGACAUUAUAAACGAUUGACCUUUCACGAUUUAGUUCAAAACUAUUUUCUGAAAGAUACCUAGUGUUAGUGUUAGCUUUUACCCAGUAGAGCCUUAAUAUUAGCCUUAUCAGCUGAAGUGGCUGUGAAAUGAUGAAUCUCAUGUUCUUCAUACAAAAUGUAUUUCAUAUAGCUUAGGAAAAAAUUUAAUCCAAUUGAAAAUGCUAUAUAAGUUUUUGUGUGUUUUUGUGUGCUAGUAAGGCUAAUAUUAGUCUGAAGCCUGCUUAGGCUUUAAUGGGUGAAGAGAAAAACAGGAAUCUGCUGUAUGUGUGCAUGCAUGUGUGUGUGUGUGCAUGUGUGGCACAUUGUUCAUUACAAGAUCAAGGAUGCAUUUUAACGUGUGUAUGCGCGUGUCUGUGUAUGUUUACUCUGACAGAUAAUAAGAACACCAAUAACACACACGAUUUGCAUUUUAUUGAAGUGUUUACCCUGUCAAGCCCCUCAUUAUAUCGCUGCUUUGGGUCCAUCUAAUCGGCUGUUACUUCUGUGCAGUGACACACACCUUACAGGGUGAUAUGAGCUUGUGCUAUAUGACCUGCAAUGGGCUUGAUUAUUCAUGUUUUCAUAUCCUGAACCAAAUUUUUAUAGUUUUUUUUCUCUCUUUCUUUCUCUCACUCUUUUCUAGAUCUAUGACAUGGAUUGAAUCCAGCCUUCAUCCAAGACAAAACAUAUCCCUAUGGUUGCCCUAGUUCCUUCCAUCAGGAGUAGCAACCAGCUUUGGAAAGUUCUGCUUCUUCUUCUUAGUUCUUAGCUAUUCUUCACUGGAGAGACUCUACUAGUGAUCUAUCUGAGGAAAGUGGAGGAAUUUCCAUAGUAUUUAGGGGGACGACAGAACGAUUCAUCUGAUAGAACUAUUCAUUAACCAAUGGAUUGGGUUGAUUGGGAAACAAUCACUCUUAUUGGGUAAAACUUGUUUUAUAAUGGCUUACGUAAGUGUUAAAUUAUUGCAAAACCUGCAUCUCUCUUGACAGUGUAGCUAUGAGCAGCAACACAGAGGCAUGAUGGAUGAGUACAACACCACUGCCGAGCUUUUCCUCUUUAACAACACGAGAAGCUUGGACACUUCAGAGCCCUGGGAUGAAGCGACACGACUAGGCCUCCAGAUCUCUCUCUCGAUCAUACUGGCUAUAGUAACUUUGGCUACGAUGCUGUCCAAUGCUUUUGUCAUUGCCACCAUUUUCCUGACACGCAAGCUGCACACACCUGCUAACUUCCUGAUUGGCUCUCUGGCCCUGACAGACCUGCUUGUGUCCAUCCUGGUCAUGCCCAUCAGCAUCUUGUAUACAGUGAGCAAGACUUGGACACUUGGGCAGGUGGUUUGUGACAUCUGGCUCUCAUCAGAUAUCACCUUCUGCACAGCAUCUAUCCUGCAUCUGUGUGUGAUUGCGCUGGACCGGUAUUGGGCCAUCACGGAUGCGCUGGAGUACUCCAAGAGGCGGACGACUGGGCGGGCCGCGCUCAUGAUUGCAGUCGUGUGGGUGAUCUCCAUCUCCAUCUCCAUGCCCCCGCUCUUCUGGAGGCAAGCCAAGGCUCAAGAGGAGUUGACCGAAUGUCUGGUCAACACGGACCAGAUCUCCUACACGCUCUACUCCACUUUUGGAGCCUUUUACGUGCCUACCGUGCUCCUCAUCAUCCUUUAUGGGCGAAUCUAUGUGGCUGCCCGCAGUCGGAUCUUCAAGACACCAGCGUCAAGGGCAAAACGAUUCACUACGGCUCAGCUCAUCCAAACAUCGGCUGGCUCGUCCCUCUGCUCACUCAACUCCUCAACCAACCAGGAGGGGCAUCUUCACCUAGGAGGACCAGGAGGUGGAGGAGGAGGGUCUCCAAAUUUCACAAACAGCGUUAAGGUGAAGCUAGCAGAUAGCGUCCUGGAGCGAAAACGUUUGUGUGCAGCGAGGGAAAAGAAAGCCACAAAGACACUGGGCAUCAUCUUAGGAGCCUUUAUCAUCUGCUGGCUGCCCUUCUUUGUAGCAACACUGGUCAUGGCCAUCUGUAAGGAGUGCUGGUUCCAGCCAGAGCUGUUUGACUUCUUCACCUGGCUCGGCUAUCUCAACUCACUUAUCAACCCUGUGAUCUACACGGCCUUCAACGACGAAUUUAAGCAGGCCUUCCACAAGCUUAUCAAGUUCAAGAGAUGCUAAUGACACUUCCAAACUGAGCUCUAACUGAAGAGGGUUGGUGUAUCAGGCACGAGUGUAGAACAUUUUGUCUGGCAUUUAUUUUGUUGUAUUCAAAUACAAAAUACACUGUCAUUAUUCAUGAUGUUUGAUCAUGAUGCGUUUUUGUACAGUUGAAUGACCAUGAGACAGCUUGUAAAAAGUUGUGCCAAACUGUGGAUGUUACCCUGUAGAUUUACUUAUUAUGCAUGUCUCAUAGUCUCUGGUUCAUCCCUUAGAAAAUAUUUGUCAUGUAUCUAUAAGCAAUUACAGAUGCUAAGAGCCUUACCAAACAAAACAGGAGGACUCAGGAGAUGUUGGAAAACAUUAAUCUGGAAUAGCCUUGGAAAAAAGGAAGUUAUGCUUUUACAAAUACAUGGUAUAUAUUGUAUAUAGUCUAUA
Molecule: messenger RNA, 2678 nt
Organism: Pangasianodon hypophthalmus (striped catfish)
Lineage: Eukaryota; Metazoa; Chordata; Actinopteri; Siluriformes; Pangasiidae
Gene: htr1d
Product: 5-hydroxytryptamine (serotonin) receptor 1D, G protein-coupled
Exons: 1
Coding region: 1119-2261 (380 amino acids)
Biological process (GO): smooth muscle contraction; regulation of locomotion; chemical synaptic transmission
Cellular component (GO): dendrite; plasma membrane
Molecular function (GO): neurotransmitter receptor activity; G protein-coupled serotonin receptor activity
Source: RefSeq, a predicted model, not a curated record